This is a messenger RNA of Osmia bicornis bicornis, 535 nucleotides long. RefSeq lists its product as uncharacterized. The transcript is spliced from 2 exons. Bases 197 to 496 code for a protein of 99 amino acids. Lineage: Eukaryota; Metazoa; Arthropoda; Insecta; Hymenoptera; Megachilidae. The record is from RefSeq and is a predicted model, not a curated record.
AUCGGGACAUGUGCGAAACUAAGGUGACAGGACGGAUGGUAGGCGUACGUAAGUAAGGACAGACGUAUACACAGACGUCCGAUGUCGAUGGUGGCAAACUCGCGGAGGCACGGAGGAAGAUGAGGUCGGAGGUAACCCGACACCUGGCCGCACCGAAGUGGUCCCAUAAAAAGGCGUACAGCAGUAAAAUAAGACCAUGGGAACGGCUUCAAUCGAUCUACGAACAGUGGAUACCAGUGAAAGGCAAGUCCUGUUGGGUGGAAGUUCUCAUGUCACGGGAUCCUCAAGCAAAACGCCACCAACGGACGAAUCAAAAGUCGGAAAAUUCGAAGAUCGUCUUCGGAGUGCGAUGCGACAGACCUCGGCCAAAGGUCAUGAGACAAGUGGUAUACGAUUUCAAGAGGAAAGUCAGGGAUUGAGAUUUCCGUAUCAGAAAGGGAAGAGGAACGAGAAGAAAUCAGCGGGUUGCAAACGCAGGGUCACAUUUGCGAUUUGAAGCUUAAUUAAUCAGUUAUUUAACUAGGCAGGGAUCAGA